AUGGAGAUAAAGUUUAAGUUCAUGAGGGAAUACAGGAUCCACUACCAUUCGGGUGUGUACCAGACAAACUCACAUGAGGCAGCUCUGCCUCAGAAUUCCUCAACACCACCACCAGCAGUGCUGCCUAUAUUUCUCUUUGGGGACUCCAUUUUUGACGUCGGAACCAAUAAUUUCGUGCCAGAAUGUACAGCCAAGGCAAACCACCAGCACCAUGGAAUUGAUUUUCCUAAGUCUGAACCAACUGGGCGCUUCAGUGAUGGCUUCAACACUGCUGACUAUUUAGUGAAGCUGAUGGGGCAUGAGAUGAGUCCGCCACCUUUUCUUUCUCUUGACAAGGCCAAUUCCAGUUUCAGGGAUAGGAUACUUGAAGGUGCCAACUUUGCUUCUGCAGGCUCUGGCAUACUUGAUUCCACUGGAUUUGGAGCUUAUAAGUCAUUAGGUUCAUCAAAAGCAAAAGAGUUUCUCUCAAGAUCUCUCUUCCUAAUCAGUGUCGGCGGCAAUGAUGUUCUUGACUAUGGACGAUUCAAUAACACCAUUGGUGGUUUCUGGGUAUCCCCGUUAUCGUUGAUCCCAAUGCUCAUCUCGGCCUACGAAAAUCAUCUGAAGAAUUUAUACCAUCUUGGAGCUCGAAGAUUUGGGGUUGUUAGCAUGUCGCCACUUGGUUGCUGUCCGUAUGUGCGAGCUCAAAAUAAUGGUGAAUGUCUUCAAGUGGCAAAUAUAUUUGCUCAGUCAUUCUUCGAUCCAAUGAAGAACCUCUUGGAACAACUAGCUGCAAAACUUCCAGGGAUGAAGUACUCACUUGGAAAUGCUUACCAGAUGACCAUGGAUAUCAUACAAGAACCUUUCACCUUCAAUAUUACGGAGGCUGCAAAAGCUUGUUGUGGGAAAGGAAGCUUCAAUGGAGAAAACCGAUGUGAUCCAGAUGCCCAAGUUUGUGAAAACCGUGAGGAAUAUUUGUUUUGGGACAGGUUUCACCCAACACAGGCUGUGGCCAGAUUUGCUGCGCGAACUCUGUAUGGAGGCUCAAAGAAUGUUGUGAUUCCCAUGAACUUUAGUCAAUUGACCCAAAUCUAG
This is a messenger RNA of Tripterygium wilfordii, 1074 nucleotides long. RefSeq names its product GDSL esterase/lipase At5g33370-like. Lineage: Eukaryota; Viridiplantae; Streptophyta; Magnoliopsida; Celastrales; Celastraceae. The transcript has 7 exons. The record is from RefSeq and is a predicted model, not a curated record. The coding region runs from base 1 to 1074 and encodes 357 amino acids. Gene Ontology annotation, molecular function: hydrolase activity, acting on ester bonds.